Molecule: messenger RNA, 2592 nt
Organism: Pangasianodon hypophthalmus (striped catfish)
Lineage: Eukaryota; Metazoa; Chordata; Actinopteri; Siluriformes; Pangasiidae
Exons: 5
Coding region: 381-1136 (251 amino acids)
Source: RefSeq, a predicted model, not a curated record
UGUGUGUGGGCGGCUUCCGACAGCCUCGGGUGGAACCAAGGUGAGCCUUCAGCUCAAGCAGCCAAUCAGGAGCCUCGCUCUUCGUGACCGCGCAGCAGUACCAGCCAAUCAGGAGCCUCGCCACUCCUGGCAACUCUGUUGAGCGGUGAGUCAUCUGGCAGCGCCGCUGAAACAGACGCACUUGUUGAGUCGCGCCCGUGCAUUUAGCGUCUCUUUCGCUCUGGGAAAAGAGCAGAUUCAGGGGGGAAAAAAACAAAAACAAUCCUCCAUCUUUAAAACAACAACAGCAACAUGUACUAAGGAUCUUCGAGCGAGUCUUCAGUCAGUCAGUUGCUCGACGUUUCAUCGGCGUUGCUGCGUCGCCAGGACGAGUGUUUUUGAUGUCUACACACCGACCCCCUCUGUGGCCAUGUUUACAGGCUCUAAUGGGCUAUGUGGUCUUUAUACUGACUUCCCUGCCAGAAAUCUGCACAGGUCAGAACUGUUCUCACCCGAUUAUCCCUGAGCAUGGUGGCUUCUACUGUAAACCUUCUCCAUGUAGGGGCUUCCCUCCGAAGAGUCGUAUCUACUACUUCUGUGAGUCGGGAUAUGUCCUGCCAAACCACGUCCACCACUCCAGCUGCCGCAAAGGACGAUGGGACCCCAUUAUCCCCACGUGCAUACCUAACCCAGCUGGACAUUCUAAAUAUGAAGACAGAGUGACCAAUUCUAUCCCGAGCAUGGCUACGACUGCUGUGGGCGUUUCCAUCUUUCUUCUCACCACCACGGCCUGCAUGGUCGUCAAGUCUCGGCUCUACCCUUGCCAAUCUCGAAGCAGGCGAUCAUCUGAUCAGGUGGACUUGAUGGUGGACGGCUUGCCUGUGUCUCUGCCCACCUAUGAUGAGGCAGUGUACGGAAGUUGGGGUCAGCGCAUCCCACCCUUGCAUGGACCCACUCAGCUCCUGCUGGCCUCGUCAGAGAACAGUCCAUUAUCAUCUCUCAUCCAGUCAGGUUCCAGUAACUGCACUGACACUUCGAAUCAGAGCACAGAGGCGCCGCCGCCUUAUGAGGAGACGCAGCCACGUUCUGUGGAUGGAGGAAAUGAAGGAGAAGCACGGGCCUCGCACAUUGCACUUUCUGUUGAAAAGGACAACUAACCUCUGUGUGAGCUCACCUUCAGCUUAUUGAUUGUUAGUUCUCUUGCCAUGCUUCAUGCCUAUCAAUGUAGUUCACUGUCAGCUUCAAAGGUUUUUAAUUAAAAAAAAAAUUUUGCCAUUUAUUUUAUUUGAAUGAAACCAUGCAACUGAGAGGGGGUAGAUGUUUAGCAAACGAGUGACAGUGUGUGAUGUGCACAGUGAUAUUGAUUGUGUUAAUGUUUUCACUGGAGACAUGUUUAUUGUUGCCCUCAGUGAGGGAACUAGACCACAGUGGUCCCGAGGACUGUAAUAACACAGACAUUACCUUUUUUUUGGACUGUGACUUUCUGUUGUAUGGCUGCAACCUACUAGGUGGUCCAUGUUGCAUGAAUGAAUGAAUGAAUGAAUGAAUGUGAAUCCAGCAGAACUGGGGGAUUGGUUGUGUCAGCUCCACACAUGCCACAAGUACAGAUUAUUUAAAAGAAAAGGGCUUGCCUAGGUGCUGAGGUGGGGCUAAUGACUCAUUUCUGCCAUGUGAGAAACUGUUUAUUCUGUUUAUUGUUUCAUGUUUGCAUUGUCAGUUAAUUUAUUAACUGCUGCUCUUGUUUAACAGGUGGAGUAUAGGGUAUAUGUGACACUUUGCAUUGAGGUUCCUUUACUUACUGACUGACUUACUUAUUAUUUACUGCAUUAAUAAACAUUAAGAAACCAUGAACUUCAACUGUAGUAAACCACAAGCAAUGUUAACAAUUUAAUAAAGUUAACACAUGUACUAACUGAUGUUUGUUUAUCUGUUAAUGAAAUACACCCCCAAUGCCAAAUGUUUAUUUAGUCCAUAACUUAAAAAUAUAUCAGACAAAACAGACAGAAAUAAGAUUACAGCAUUUUCCUAUUGAUAACUUAUUGCUGUCUGGUCCAGGUGUAAAUAUUGCAACUUGCUUUUCAGCCUCAGUUCUGAAUUUUGUCAGUUAACAACCACAAACAUUAAUGAAGGUGCUGGUUCAUAUUGCCUGUUGUGGAUUUACUUUGACUCAUUAAUGGUAUAAUUAUUUGGCUUAUUAUUUAAAAAGCGUCAAUUAACACAAGUGUUAGUUAUGUUGUUAAUUUAACAUGGUGUAUUAAUGCUGAAGUUCAUGGUUUGUUCACAUUAACUAAUGUGUAAAAUAAUGUCAGUUAUGGGAACUUUAAUGUAUAAUAUGCAAAUGCUUACAGUCACACCUUCCACCUGAAGCCAUGCUGUCUGUUCUCUGAUGCUGGUUAAUAGAAGAUGGUGUGUAUUUGAGAGCAUGUGCACAUUUGCUUUUUUCCUCAACUACAGUAAUCUAUUAUGAUAUUGUUAUUAUAACAGUUAAUUUUUUUUACAUUUGUAUAUAGUAUUUAGGUAUAACAUCUAAUAUAUUCACUGUAAAUAUAAAUUGAUUACAAAAUUGCUAAACCUUUUUGAAUGGAAAAUUAUUAAAACUAGUUUUCAAAAUGA